AUGGCGACCAAAGCAGUGAUUCAACGAACAUGCGAUCAGGGUCAUUGUGUAGGGACACUGCAAAAACCUCAGGCUGAAGUGGAGUGUUUGGUUUAUGCUUGUUUAUUAGUGCCCUUGAGGGAACACGUGGCCUCUGGGCUUGGUGACACUUGGUUCUUGCAGCGACCAGCGUUGAAGAGUCUCGGCAGAUUUUGGGAACGGGGACUGGUCGAUCUAGAUCGUCGUUUGUGUGGUGAUCGGUAUCUUGAUGAUGAGCGAGAGCUGUGGCUGCUGUCAUUCUGGUUGCCACAACUGCGACUCCGCGUUCGGGUACGGUCCUCUCCUGUGGUGUGGCAGGAAGAGUCUGAUUUGGAUCUUGAACCAGCGUUUCCGUCGCCACCUCCGUGGAUAAAGCUGCUGCUGGCUCUAGUUGUAGUAGCUCUUGUUGAAUGUGGAAAUGGCAGCAGAACUCGGCAGAUUAGUCAAGCUGCGACAAUGAGUGGUCAGAUUUGUACAGGACCAUCAACUGAGAUCUGCAUAAUCACAUCUUGUAUGGCAACCAAUCUAGCUGUCAGUUUAGGAGCAACAGUGACUAUGAGUUCAGUCUUCCGCAAAACUGCUUCAUCACCUGGCUUCUUUGCUGAAUUAGCAAUAGAUGGCAAAUCAAACCAUGAUUUUGUAUUAUGUGCUGCUACAGUUCAAUCUUCUUAUCCUUGGCUUCGUGUUGACGUGAAGAAAGAAUAUUUUGUUUCAAGUGUUCAAGCUGUUCUGUAUUCUGGUAAACUUACAAGUGUCUAUGUUUAUGUUGGUAACAGUUUAACAAACAACGGGAAUGACAACCAUGAGUGUGGUAAGGCUCCAGAUGCGACCUCUCUGAUUUGGAGAAAUGUUUCUUGCAGUCCACCAGUUUGGGGAAGAUACAUUAAUUUACAGAGAAAAGUGGGAAGUCAUUUUCUUCAAGUAUGCGAGGUGGCUUUCAACUAUGAAUUGGAGAUUGCUAUUCUAGACAAUAUUAAGCAUAUUGAGGGAAAAAGUGUGGCAGUUGAUGAGAAUCAAGAUUACUCUAAUCCUAUUGAUUGUGGUGUCAGUCCUGAUGAGACCAACUUUAAUGCUCUCUUGCAAUGGAAACACAACAUGACUAUUGAUGUACCACCUCCAAGUGCACAGAGUGUAUAUCAGGUGUAUGAGAAUGGUGUACAGCGGCUCUACAUCAAGUCAGCUAGUGUCUCUUUUAAGGGCCUGUAUACAUGUCAAUAUACUGCAGCUAAUGGCUCUGUAGUGUCAAAGUCAUUUACACUGAACGUCAAUGUAAACUGUGAAUGGAGCUCAUGGUCAGAUUGUACAUCGGCAUGUAGUUUUGGUACUCGUACUCGUACACGAGCACGUCUUAAGCAACACAAUGGAAUGGACUGUGUGGGGUUGCCAACUGAGAAGUGUGACAGCAAAGAACCACCAUGUGUACCAACAGCCGGGCAGUCACCAGGAGUUUCUUUUGAUGAGUCGUCCGUGCAAGAGUUGAGUUGCACAGCUUCACAGUAUUCUGGUCUGAGUGGAGACAUUACAUUUGGAUGGUACAGAAAAGAGAAUGGAAUUGAUUCAGCUAUUGCAUUAGACUCUCGAGUAACAACUUCAACGAAUCAUGAUGGUUUGGGCAGAUUUACUGGGAAAUUGAUUUUUGCACCUGUGAAGCGUUCAGAUACAGGAUUAAUCAAGUGCAGGGCUUCUAACAAGUAUGGUGCUAGUGAUAUAUCUUCAGCUACAUCAGUUGAUGUCAAAUAUGCUCCUGAAAUUGUUAAAAUUAGACCAUCCAAUCCAGUAGGAGUGAAAGGACAGAGUAUCACUUUAAACUGUUCUGCUGUUGGUAAUCCCUCUCCAGAUUAUGAAUGGAGAGGUGGCAAAAGUGCAAAAGGAUCUACUCUGGAACUAACAUCACUUGAAUUUAAGGAUGAAGGGACAUACACAUGUAUUGCUAGUAACACUAUUGAAGCCGGUGCAAAGUCCAGUAGGGCAUCAGUACAGUUGAUAAUUGAAGGUCCUCCACAGAGAUGUCUUGUGUUGUCAGUCAAAAGCUAUAAUGACUCUGAAGUGAAUGUCAAAGUCAACUGUCUUGAAAAUGGAAACUCAAGUGUAACUGAAUAUCGUAUAGAAUAUCAGUUGGAUGAUGGCACCAGCAACAUACUGUGGGAAGAAAGAGAAUUCAGUGCUACUGAUUCUCAACCGUUUGUUGUUGUUGGUCUCAGUUCAUUUACAAAUUACAGCUUUAGAGCAACAGCAAGCAACAGGCAUGGCUAUGAACCUGGAAGUUUGGCAGCUGUUAAUGUGGUAUCUGUGACUACUGCUGAAGGCUAUCCCGGUUCUCCCAAUUUAGUGAGUUUAUCAGGAAAUGCUUCUGCUCACUGGUUUGUUGUGUCUUGGUCACCUCCCAGUCCACCUAAUGGUGUUCCUCGCUAUUACUUUGUUUACUACAAACCAGUUGGUGUUCGUCAAGUGAGAGAUGUGGAUGGGUACAAGAUACUGAAUGUAACAGCCACAUGGGCCAAUUUGACAAUGCUCACUCCAUUUACACAAUACAGUGUUGAGGUGGCAGCAGUGAACGUUCGGUCUCAUGAUGGUAAGGUGUUGGAAGGACAAAGAAGUACUGCCAUUGUUGCCAACACAUCAGAAUAUUGUAAGUUUUUAUCAUGAUGUGGCUUGGUAUACUUUACUUUGAAGAUGUGUCGUAUUCAAGUUAGUUGCUUGCAGGCAGAAGUAUGUUACAGUAAUGACAAGUAUGUUUUUUGUUUUAUUUAUUGCUAGUGGUUUAGCACAAUUGUCAGAUUUGUCUUCAUUGUAAUAAAGAUCAGCAAAUACAUUUGGUUGAUUGCCUAGUAAUGCAUGGUAGUUGUAGUUACUUGUAGCACCACAUUGUGUAACUUUCUAGCAGCCUAUACGGUCCAACUAUUGUGAUAGGCACAUAU
Molecule: messenger RNA, 2936 nt
Organism: Corticium candelabrum
Lineage: Eukaryota; Metazoa; Porifera; Homoscleromorpha; Homosclerophorida; Plakinidae
Exons: 12
Coding region: 1-2664 (887 amino acids)
Molecular function (GO): protein binding
Source: RefSeq, a predicted model, not a curated record